GGCCCGGGCGCCUGGGGUGGAGGGGGCCGGUGCAGCCACUGCUUGCUCCUGCCUUCUCCUCUAGAGCCCUGGGCGUAUUUCUGGUGGAGACGGAUGUAUCUAAGAGGCCAGACCAGUUUAAAAGACCAGAGGAUCCCCUUUGUCUUCUUUGCUUCCCUGACACUCCCAUGCUGUCAGUCUGCCUUCAUUUCUUGGUCUGUCUGUCCUCCUCUUUCUGAUUCUUUGUAUUCCUCCAGCUCCCUCACUUUUCCUUUCUUUUCCUGCCUGUUUGUACAAUCAUCACUCUCUCUUCUCAUCUUCACUUUAUCUCUCUUGUAGUUGCUUCCUCUCUGCACCUUUCUUUCUCUUUAAGUUUCUCAAGCUGUCUCUGUCCCUUUAAGGCUCUUGGUGUUCUCCUGGCAUUGAGGAGCAGGGCAGAUAUUGUUAGUUCUUCUAGGUAGGAGUCCCUCCUCACAGAAGGAAUCUAUGAAUCCUUGUCCCAUCUGGACUAUCACUGGACUGGAUGAGGAGGCCCUGAUCCUCAGCACACAGGGAGGCACCAUUCCCCUGCCCUUCUCUGGCCAGGUGGCAGAGAAGACAAAUCUGACCUUGAAAAUAGUGUGAUGCAGAAGAAAAUAAAAAUCCCCAAACUUUCUCUCAGUCACAUAGAAGAAGAUGGAGAGAUUAAAGAUUAUGGGGAAGAAGAUUUACAGCUUAGACACAUCAAGAGACCCGAGGGGCGGAAGCCGAGCGAAGUGGCACACAAGAGCAUUGAGGCAGUGGUGGCUCGGCUGGAGAAACAGAACGGCCUGAGCGUGAGCCACAGCACUUGUCCGGAAGAGGUCUUCAUGGAGGCCUCGCCGGGCUUGGAGGAUAUGGACAGUCUGGAGGAUGCCGUUGUGCCCCGGGCUCUGUAUGAGGAGCUGCUGCGCAACUACCAGCAACAACAGGAGGAGAUGCGCCACCUCCAGCAAGAGCUGGAGCGGACUCGGAGGCAGCUGGUGCAGCAGGCUAAGAAGCUAAAGGAGUAUGGGGCACUCGUGUCUGAAAUGAAGGAGCUCCGUGACCUCAACCGCAGGCUCCAGGAUGUGCUGCUCCUGCGACUUGGCAGCGGGCUGAAGAAUUUACUGUGGCACCACUAUGGAGAUGGAUGGGAGAGAACCAGAUUGAAGUCACAGCUAGACUGGAUCUUUUCUUUUGUCCAACGACCUUCUCUCAUGGGAGGAAGACAAGACUUUACAAAGGGGAUCUUAUCUUGCCAAAGAAGACUCAAAGGUCCUGCCAUUGACUUGGAAAAAGUAAAGUCAGAAUGUCUCGACCCCGAGCCGGAGUUACGGAGCACUUUCAGUGAGGAAGCAAAUACGUCGUCCUAUUACCCGGCUCCUGCACCUGUCAUGGACAAGUAUAUCCUAGACAAUGGCAAGGUCCAUCUGGGAAGCGGGAUUUGGGUUGAUGAGGAGAAAUGGCACCAGCUGCAAGUAACCCAAGGAGAUUCCAAGUACACGAAGAACUUGGCAGUCAUGAUUUGGGGAACAGAUGUUCUGAAAAACAGAAGCGUCACAGGAGUCGCCACAAAAAAAAAGAAGGAUGCAGUCCCAAAGCCACCCCUCUCACCUCACAAACUAAGCAUUGUCAGAGAGUGUUUGUAUGACAGAAUAGCACAAGAAACUGUGGAUGAAACUGAAAUUGCACAGAGACUCUCCAAAGUCAACAAGUACAUCUGUGAAAAAAUCAUGGAUAUCAAUAAAUCUUGUAAAAAUGAAGAACGAAGGGAAGCAAAAUACAAUUUGCAAUAAACUUCAGAUUUUUCAUAAAGCCUUUGUGUUUUCCUUGCGCGGCAUGCGAUCUGCAGGCAAUGGUGCUACCCAAAUCGUUCCCCGCUGAGCACGAUGGUGUGCUGGUAGGGACCUGGUAGGGCUCUGGGAUCAAGGCUCGCUGUGAACUUGGACUUCCUACUCCAGAGAAGGCAGAUGGAUUUGCUGGAAUUCAAGCAACAGCCUGGCGCCACCAGUGCCAGUCAUGUGGGGACUGGCACACACUCUUCUCAGGUGGUAAAGCGUCUCCGAGCUGCCUGUCACUUGACAAGGACUUUGAACUUAUAUUUUUGCC
Fukomys damarensis (Damara mole-rat) is the source of this 2088-nucleotide messenger RNA. It is a transcript of the gene Bend5, whose product is annotated as BEN domain containing 5. The record is from RefSeq and is a predicted model, not a curated record. Bases 603 to 1775 code for a protein of 390 amino acids. NCBI's taxonomy places the organism in Eukaryota, Metazoa, Chordata, Mammalia, Rodentia, Bathyergidae. Gene Ontology annotation, biological process: negative regulation of DNA-templated transcription. Gene Ontology annotation, molecular function: DNA binding. The transcript has 7 exons.